Babjeviella inositovora NRRL Y-12698 is the source of this 1175-nucleotide messenger RNA. RefSeq lists its product as uncharacterized. The transcript has a single exon. The record is from RefSeq and is a predicted model, not a curated record. The coding region runs from base 307 to 867 and encodes 186 amino acids. Lineage: Eukaryota; Fungi; Ascomycota; Pichiomycetes; Serinales.
GGCUUUUUAUGCAGCACCCCCCUUGCUGUCUAACUACUACGCAUUAUUUUGUUGGCUCCGAGAUUUAGACGCCGAGUUCCACACUUUUCUAUCACUUAUAUAACCAGUUCACAUCUCGUUUGGUCUUUCAUCGGACUUUAUUUCCAACUUUCUUGACACUGACAUUACAUACUCUCCUAAGGUGCCCUCUACCUUAGCUAUCCUUUCCCACUGUCACUCGCAUAUAUCACGCUUAGUGUGUUUCCAUACCUCAUAUUUUUAUUCAUCAGCAUCUCUCCUUUUACCUUACUCUUACCCAUAUACAUCAUGUGCUUCCAAGACGACUACUGUGUGGUUGACGGCAACUUGUGUACCCCGGGUGCUAUAUACUGCUCUGACGCUUGUCGCUUAGCAGACUUGAAUCGUUCGAUCGAUGUGACGGAAUCGAUUUUGAAACUUCCUUACUUAGAACAGCCAGGAGACGAGCCUCAUUACCAUGGCACGUGUGCUCAUUCCCCACAGCAGCCUUUUAGCCCCCUGAUACACACAGACGCGCCGUUUAGCAAUUUCCAUCAUAGCCACAGCGAAAGUGCGAGCCCACCGCGUGAUUACAAUGCUAUGGAUGUUCAGUUGUUGUACGAAUCUCAGUUCUUUGGCUCUAGGAAGAGUACUGUUUCUGAACCUACCAUCCUUGACUUGAAUUACACGUUCAGUGCCGAUAUUUUUGAUCCUUCCGUAUAUCAAACAGAGUCUCUUCAAUUGUCGGUAAUGGUUGAUGACUUAAAGUUCGAUGUGAUAGAUCUCGAUCAAAAUUACAGAAGCAACAGACAAGACACGAGUUAUAUAUCCAACAACUACCGGACGUGGUUGUUGUCUUGUACUCAUUAAGUCCCCGUUUUACUUGCAUUUCCCUUGCUUAAGCUGGUCUUAGCUAUUCCGGGUUGCAUUUUGCUUAAAUCUACCCCACAUGCGUAUUUCUCCUACUCCGGUCACAGGAGCGGCCGCCUCGUUGCAUAUUACUCGAAAGCCCUAGUACUAGCCUCAAAACUCACCCUAGGAUUCUUGUAUCUUUUUUUUUCUUCUUAGUUGUAUCUUGGCUUCAUGGGUUAUUAUUUUGCUUCUCACAUUGCUUGAUAUACCGCCUAAAGCAAAUGGUUCCAGUAGCUAUUUGAAUUUAUAAUUGAUGUAUGAUCAGA